AUGGCACACGAGAGCAUACCUCUAACGGCCCGAGAGGCCGCCUCUGGCAUUCUAGGAUCUGUCUCCAUGACUUGCUGGAUCUUCCUUCUGGUCCCCCAACUCAUCGAGAACUACCGCAAUGGAAACGCCGAAGCCAUUUCCCUCCUCUUCGUCUUCGUCUGGUUUGUAGGCGACGUCGCGAACUUGGCAGGUAGCCUCAUGGCCGGGCUCGUCCCCGUCAUUGUCGCGAUCGCCAUAUACUUUUGCAUCGCCGAUGGCGUGUUGAUCUCGCAAUGUCUAUACUACAAAGCGCGCGCGCGUGAGCCCGCCCACCGUCGGCGCUCAUCUACCGAGACACCGGACCCAACGACACCACUGUUGGGUCGGCGCUUCAGUGACUCCUUGCCUGGAUCGCGCCGCCGGUCGUCGGCCUCACAGCGCGCAUACCAGACUCGACGCGACAGCGAGGUCGAGGACCCGCUCGCUAAGAUUGUCGAGGAAAACGAUUUUGGCCGUAAGGCGUGGCUGAAGAACUUUGUCAGCAUUGCUGGCAUCUUUCUUGUGGGAACCAUGGGUUGGACCAUGGCGUGGCAGACGGGGAUGUGGGAGCCUGCUCCGCUUGAGAACAAUGACCCCUCGGAUGAGGCUACCGGGGGUUUGGUGCUGGGCUACUUCAGCGCUUUGUGCUAUCUAGGAGCCAGACUGCCCCAGAUCUACAAAAAUUACAGCGAGAAGUCUUGCGAAGGAUUGUCGCUUUUGUUCUUCAUCCUUUCUCUUUUGGGCAAUGUGACCUACGGCGCAGGCAUUCUUUGCCACUCCACAGAGAAGGAUUACUUCCUCACCAACCUCCCAUGGCUAAUUGGCUCCCUGGGAACUAUGUUCGAAGAUGUGAUCAUCUUCGCCCAAUUCCGAAUCUACGCUGCCCAGGAGCCUCACCCUUCAGCAGUUCUCUAA
Molecule: messenger RNA, 933 nt
Organism: Penicillium brevicompactum
Lineage: Eukaryota; Fungi; Ascomycota; Eurotiomycetes; Eurotiales; Aspergillaceae
Product: PQ-loop repeat-containing protein
Exons: 5
Coding region: 1-933 (310 amino acids)
Biological process (GO): basic amino acid transmembrane export from vacuole
Cellular component (GO): fungal-type vacuole membrane
Source: RefSeq, a predicted model, not a curated record